GAAAAAUAUUUUUCCAUGUCUUGGCAAGUGUAUGUAGAUCAACAGUUACUUGGUUCAGGAAAGGUGAAAGAAGCAGCUAUAUGUAGUUUGGAAGGAAACAUAUGGGCGCGUUCUGCUGGUUUCGAAGCUUCUACGGAAGAGUUGAAAAAAUUGGUUGCCACUUUUCAACAUACCCAAGAUGCGGCUCAAAAUGGUCUAUUUUUGGGAAAUAAGAAAUAUUUCUUUCUUCGUUCCACCGAAGAUACCGUUUACGGAAAAUGGGGUGAAGAUGGCUUUGUUGCUAUGCAGACCAAUAUCUGUCUCAUCGUUGCAAUAUUUACCAAACCUGUAUCAGCUGCGGAGUGUGCAACAGCAGUUGGAAGAAUAGUCGAUUAUUUGAAGAGUGCAGGUUAUUAAUUAUUGGUCUGCUAACUGUUCCAAAAUCGAUAAAACGUGGUGCGUAUCGGGUACAAA
Messenger RNA from Galdieria sulphuraria, 453 nucleotides. RefSeq names its product profilin. The coding region runs from base 16 to 396 and encodes 126 amino acids. The transcript is spliced from 5 exons. NCBI's taxonomy places the organism in Eukaryota, Rhodophyta, Bangiophyceae, Galdieriales, Galdieriaceae. The record is from RefSeq and is a predicted model, not a curated record. Gene Ontology annotation, molecular function: actin monomer binding. Gene Ontology annotation, cellular component: cell cortex.